AUGACUGGUGCUUCCUUCGUCUCGGCCCUCACGGCCGGCCUCGCUCUGGCCUCCUCUGUCGCCGCCCUCCCCGCCAACGCCAAGCAGGAGAGAGGCUUCUCCGUCGAGCAGGUCAAGAACCCCCGCUACGUCCGCUCCGGUCCUCUCGCGCUCGCCAAGGCCUACCGCAAGUACAAGGCUCCUCUUCCCGCCGAUCUCGCUGCCGUUGUCCGCAACAUCACCUCUGGCGGCCUCGUCGAGCGCGCUACCGGCAGUGUCGCCGCCAACCCCCAGGAUUACGAUGUUGAGUACCUGAGCCCCGUCCAGAUCGGCACCCCGCCCCAGACCCUCAACCUCGACUUCGACACCGGUUCCUCCGACCUGUGGGUCUUCUCGACCUCCACCCCGGCCAGCGAGCGCAACGGCCAGACCGUGUACGACCCCAGCAAGUCCACCACCGCCUCCCGCCUCUCUGGCGCCACCUGGUCCAUCUCCUACGGUGACGGCUCCAGCUCCAGCGGUAUCGUCUACAAGGACACCGUCACCGUCGGUGGUCUGGCCAUCUCCGGCCAGGCUGUCGAGGCUGCCACCACCGUCUCGGACUCCUUCACCACCGAGAGCGACCUGGAUGGUCUCCUUGGUCUCGGCUUCAGCAACGGCAACACCGUUGGGCCCGUUCAGCAGACAACCUUCUUCGACACUGCCAAGUCCAAGCUGGACUCUUACGUCUUCACUGCUGACCUCAAGCACGGCAAGGCCGGCAAGUACAACUUCGGCUACAUUGACAGCACCGCCUACACCGGAUCCAUCGCCUACGCCUCCGUCAACAGCGAAAACGGAUGGUGGCAGUUUACCUCCCCCGGCUACCAGAUCGGCUCCGCCAGCUAUGUCACCAAGUCCGUCACCGGCAUUGCUGACACCGGCACCACCCUUCUCCUCCUUCCCCAGGCCAUUGUCACCGCCUACUACUCCAAGAUCUCCGGUGCCAAGUACGACUCUUCCCAGGGUGGCUACACUUUCCCCUGCUCUGCCACCAUCCCCUCCUUCACCUUCGGCGUUGGUAGCUCUCGCAUCACCAUCCCCGCAAGCUACUUGAACUACGCUCCCGUCACCGCCAGCAGCUGCUUCGGUGGCCUGCAGAGCAACACCGGCAUUGGCAUCUCCAUCUACGGCGACAUCGCCCUCAAGUCUGCCUUCGUUGUCUUCAACGGCGCCACCAACCAGGUCGGCUGGGCUUCCAAGGCCCUCUAA
Molecule: messenger RNA, 1230 nt
Organism: Colletotrichum orchidophilum
Lineage: Eukaryota; Fungi; Ascomycota; Sordariomycetes; Glomerellales; Glomerellaceae
Product: endothiapepsin
Exons: 2
Coding region: 1-1230 (409 amino acids)
Biological process (GO): proteolysis
Molecular function (GO): aspartic-type endopeptidase activity
Source: RefSeq, a predicted model, not a curated record